Heterocephalus glaber (naked mole-rat) is the source of this 1500-nucleotide messenger RNA. Its product is annotated as PRAME family member 12. Gene Ontology annotation, cellular component: cytoplasm. NCBI's taxonomy places the organism in Eukaryota, Metazoa, Chordata, Mammalia, Rodentia, Bathyergidae. The record is from RefSeq and is a predicted model, not a curated record. Gene Ontology annotation, biological process: negative regulation of DNA-templated transcription; negative regulation of cell differentiation; positive regulation of cell population proliferation.
AUGAGCAAAGAGGCCCCAAACACACUCUUGCACCUGGCAAUACAAAGGCUUCUAAGAAAUAAGGACUUGGUCAUCCAGGCUUUGGAGGACUUGCCAGGGGACCUCUUCCAACCACUGUUCCUGGAGGCCUUCACCAGGGGACACACUGAGGUUCUGAAGGCCAUGGUUCCAGCCUGGCCCUUCUACUGCCUCCCACUGGGGACCCUAAUGCACAUGAGGAAACAAGAGGCCUCAGAAACACACCUGCAUAUUUCCCAGCUGCGGGUACAGUACCUACAAAACUUACAAGCUAUGCUGGAUGGGCUUGACGUGCUGCUGGCCCAGAAGGUUCGCCCCAGGAGGUGGAAACUGCAAGUUCUAGAUUUGCGGAACACACAGCAGGACUUCUGGAAAGCCUCUACUGAAAACCCGACUCAAGCCUGUUCCCCUGUGGCCGCAAGCACUAGGAAAAUGGAAAAGAAUGGGUCAAAUGUGGAGGAAAAGCAGCCUCUGAAGGUGAUCAUAGACCUACACAUCAGGAUGGAAUAUCUACUCGAAUUCCUAUUCCAGUUCUACCUAUUAGAUUGGGUGGAGAAGAGAAAAGGUUCACUGCAGCUGGACUGCAGGAAGCUGCACAUUGGCUCAGUCCCCAUCCGAAUCAUGAGGAAGGCCAUAGAAAUGGUGGACCUGAGCUGUGUUCUGGAGGCAGAUUUGUGUCCCUUCUGGUCAUUUUCUACUCUGGCGAGUUUUGCCCCUUACCUGGGCCAGAUGCAAAAUCUUCACAAACUAAUUCUCUCCCACAUCUCUGCAGCAGAGUUCAUUCCUACAGAGAAGGGAGAACAGCUGGCCAAUCAAUUCACCUCUCAGAUUCUCAAGCUGCACUGUCUUCAGGAAAUUUAUAUAAAUUCUGCCUCUUUCCUUAAAGGCCACCUGAACCAGAUACUCGGGUCUCUGCAGUCUCCCUUGGAGAAUCUUUCAAUAACUGACUGCUGGCUUUCACACUCAGACUGGAACCAUCUGUCCCGGUUCCCGAGCACUUGGCAGCUCAAACACUUAUAUCUGAGUGAGGUCCGGCUGUUUGAUUUUCCUCCUGAGCCUCUACAAGUUCUGCUGGAGAUAGCUGCUGGCACUCUGACCACGCUGCACUUGGAGGCCUGUGGGUUCAGUGAUUCCCAGCUCUGUGCCAUCAUUCCUGCCCUGGGCCAAUGCUCCAAGCUCGCCACUUUCAGGUACAUAAGGAAUUGCAUCUCUGUGGCAACCUUGGAGAGCCUGCUGUGCCGCACUGCCAGGAUGAGCAACUUAAGAAUGGAGCAGUAUCCUGUUCCUUGGGAGAUUUGUGGUGGCCAGAACGCUGCCCAUCAGAUUAGACUGGGCAAGAUUCGUGAUGCACUGAAGAGGAUUAUGAAGCCAUUAAACUAUCCCAGGAUGAUCUGCUUCAAUACUAGUCAGUGUGAUUUCUGUGGUAACUCAAAAAUCCAUUACAAGGAGUCUAUUCGCUGCCCUGAUUAUAUCUUCAUCUAG